This is a messenger RNA of Pararge aegeria (speckled wood butterfly), 4326 nucleotides long. RefSeq names its product cuticlin-1 (gene m). The coding region runs from base 262 to 1995 and encodes 577 amino acids. NCBI's taxonomy places the organism in Eukaryota, Metazoa, Arthropoda, Insecta, Lepidoptera, Nymphalidae. The transcript is spliced from 13 exons. The record is from RefSeq and is a predicted model, not a curated record.
GGCGGCGCGCCAGUCUCCCGCGGCCCUCGCAUCGAACACACGUCGCGACAUCGACAACUAUCGACAAACCCCCGACACGUGCGUCGCACAACCCUAUUUUGAACGUUCCAAUUUCAAAGUGUUGUCAAAGUGGCACGGGAUUUUUUCUAUACACAAAUCGAUCUCGUACGCUGUACAGUGGUGUAGUGCAGUGACUCCGAGGAUAUGUGUUGUACCGAGCGCAGGUGACAAUAGUGUUUACAUGUCAGUGAGUGGUGGACGAUGAUCGGACGGGGUUGGAACACGAGCCGGCGGAAAAUUAAAGACUGGUCCAAAAUGGCGACGAAUGUCGCGCCGCACAUAUCACGGACGUCUCUAGUUUGUGUGUUGUUGGCUUUAAUAAGUACGAGAGCGAAAGCAGGCGACUUGUGGCCGAUGGAGCGGCCCGAAGGCAUGCCGGUGAUACAAUCGCUAGAGGUCAUGUGCGGGAAAGAUCACAUGGACGUGCACCUCACAUUCUCCCACCCGUUCGAAGGCAUCGUUUCAUCGAAAGGACAGCACGGCGAUCCUCGUUGCGUUUACGUGCCACCGUCGACGGGUCAAACGUUCUUCUCCUUCCGGAUCGCAUAUGCUAAGUGCGGUACUAAACCUGAUCUUCAUGGCCAGUUCUACGAGAACACAGUAGUGGUGCAAUACGACAAGGAUCUGCUCGAGGUGUGGGACGAGGCGAAGAGAUUACGAUGCGAAUGGUUCAACGACUAUGAGAAGACAGCCUCCAAGCCGCCAAUGGUUAUCGCUGAUUUGGAUGUCGUGCAGUUGGAUUUCAGAGGAGACAAUGUUGACUGCUGGAUGGAGAUCCAAGCUGGCAAGGGUCCGUGGGCGCCGCCGGUAUCUGGCAUUGUUCCCCUGGGCUCCACAUUGACUCUGGUCGUCGCCAUCAACGACUACCGAGGAGAGUUCGAUAUGAGAGUGAAAUCUUGCGCAGCGUCAGAUGGUUCUGGGCAUAUCAUACAGCUGUCGGACGAAUAUGGCUGCGUGUUGCGUCCCAAGAUGAUUUCUAGAUUCCUCAAGGCGAAAGCGGUUGACGAACGAGCAACCGUGAUCACAUACGCAUUCUUCCACGCAUUCAAGUUCCCCGACGCGUUGAGUGUGCAUAUACGCUGUAAGGUGGAGAUUUGUAGGCACGGGUGUUUGGACCACUGCCAGCUAGCUGGCAUCGCUCCGCAAAGACAUGGCGCUUUGGACAGAAAGGAUGACAGGGCUCAUCAAGAUCAUAAUGAUAUCGGCGACAAUGCUGUAGAAGAAUCGGAUCUAAGCUUGGCUGAAGAUCACCAACGCCUUCCCCUAGAAGAAGCCUUCGGUGAUGAAGUUUCUGGUGACGCUGUUCCUGCACCCGCACCUCAGCGCGCCCCAGCUCCGGUUGUAGAAUCAAAUGCUGAUCGAAUGUCCGCAGUUGAAGAAUUGGUUGAAGCUCUGGCAAGACCUUUCACUGACCGUCCAUCAGACUUAGGUGAACGUGAGCGCUUCCCUCACGGCCCAAGAAAUUUAGAUGCUAAUAUAAAACCAGAGCCUUCUGGCGAUGCAGUUGUCCCAGCAAAACCUCCAGGACCAGCUGUAGCAGGACCUAGGUCUUUACGCAAACGUCGUACAGUUCGUGAAGGUAGAUCCGCAGAUGUUGGAGUGUCAGGAAUCUAUGACGUUGUGUCGGAAGCUGAUCUUGCGUUUGGUCCGUCAAGGGAACCUGUCACGGUUUUCAGUGGAAGAAUACGGGAAGAGGUUGUAUACGGCAUUUGCAUGGGUGCGGUUAGCUUCGGAGCAUUAUUUGCAUCAGCAGCUGGUGCCGCAGCUGGAGCAGCAUUAGCAGCAGCAUUCUUACUGCAGAAACUCCGUUCAAGAAUGGCUUCACAAACCCCACCACCUAUGUCACCGGCAUCGGCAUCGCAUUCUCUAGCUGCGUGGAUGGCGCUAAGAUUAUUAGGAUCCCCUCCACACCCUCAUCAUUCGCGCGAGGGCUAACAAAAUAGUGUGUGUUAAUUAAUACACAUUUCUUUAAGACUGUUUUAUUAGGAUUUUUAUCAUAACUUGUGGCUAAACAGUCCCUUAAUUUUUUUUUAGUAGAUUGACAUUUUUUUUUUCAAAACGCCGAGAUUCUUUGAGAUAUUUUAAAUCUAUUAUUUGAACUGUAUCGAGAUAUUCUGAUUUCAUUACUCCAUUUUUUAGUUUAGUUAGUAAAGUUUCUUUAAACUUGCUUAUUUUCAGAUUUCAUAAUGCUGCCUUAUUAAAUCAAAACCCGUUUAAAUCUUCAUAGGUUAACUUGAUCCCAGAAUUUUUAGUCUUCGUAUUGGUCAGUCAAAUAUAUUUUAUUAAGUUGUACCUAAAUCAUUUCAUUUGUAAUAAUAACACUUAGAAUUAUGAAAUUAAAGGUUCUAGAUUUGCCUCGUAACAAUCGAUGGUGCUAAGUCGUGCUACGGACAUAGUCCAAAACCUGAUUGUAUUCACUUCACUGUUGUGAGCAUUUUGUAAGUUUUAUUUAUAGUUAAAUGUUGUACAGAUUAUAAUAAUCUUAUUUUUAUACUAUUCUAAAAAGUGUUCUUUACAUAAUAAAAUAGGUAGGAAUAAACGUCGAGUCAUGCCAUUAGGAUAAGUUUAGUUAAAACAAUUUUUGGAGUUUAUUAACUUUUAAAGCAAUCGCACCCAUAUACGAUUUGACAAUCAUAACAUUUGUGACGUCUAAGUUAAACUGUUCCUGUAUAGAGAGGUGUCACAAAUGCAAAUAACGUCACAAUUACAUUUUGUUAUAUUAUAGAGAUACCAGCACCUAGAUAUUUUCACGGGAUAAAUAAUAUAAUUUCUAUAUCGCUUGAUUAGUUAAUUUCGUAAUCAAUUGCAAUUACUUCAUGAUUUAUAUUUUUGGCGAAAUUGCGCACCGUAAUAAAUUUUGGCCUAUUUGUUAAUCAAUAAUAUCAUCAUCUCAACCAAUUGACGUCCAUAGAUGAUUAUAGGACUUUCGUAGCAAUUCAUUUCCACAUUCCUUGAUACGUUUGGGCCCAGCGACUUCUUUGCGAAUCGCUUGAUACUGUACAAAAACCAGGUUUUUCGAUACGAGGUUGCCACUCCAAUUUGUGACCCCGACUUUAAUUAGUAUCCUAAGAGGUGCCCUGCUCAUUACAACUAACAGCAGAACACGUGGUUUAAUUCAUGUUAGCAUAAUAUGACUCAGAAACAUUUUAAGAUCGAAGCAUUAUUUAUUAUUUUUAAUAGUGUGUAGAAUUAGAUUUACUAAUAAGGUUUUAUGUGUAAGAAGUUUGUAAAUGACCAGAACAAUAAAAGUGAGGUUUCAAAGGACAAGUUACUUUCAGCGACGCUAACAAAAGCGUGUAAGCUGAAUAUAUUUAAAAAAAAAAUAUGAUGUGUGAUCAGUGAGAUGUUUAACCUAGAUACCGUACUGCGUCACAAAAAUGGUAUCCAAGUUUAUCAGUACAGGCAGAAUUAGAAUGCAGGUCCGAAUCUGUCUGCAAAGUUUGAAAGUGCUUAGCUUUGUACGAUAUGCAUUGUGACGUAACUUUUGACAUCUCUUCGUAUAUAAAAACUGUCAACCAACAUAUGUAACUGUUUGUUUUUUUGGUAAUAGUUUCUGUUGUGAUAAGAACGAGAAGCAGGGCGCAGGUCAUAUUGCUUGCUUGCUUGAAUGCAGCCCUAAGUUCUUAUGCAUUGCCACUGGAAGGGUGUGGAAACUAGUUUAAUAAUAUCAAGUUACGUAACUCAUCAUGCAUGAGUAAUAGAGAUAAAAAUUUGAGAGAAAAGAAGUUGCGUAUCAAAACUCAUUACGGAUGCUUUUUUGAGGCCGGCUUUACAUGAUCUAUCCCUCUACAGGUAGUGACAUCUCACUGAUAGCGAUUUUAAAUGAAAUUUAUAAAUACUUACUCAUUAUUGCUCUGUAAUUAUUAUAGGGGUUGGGACCAAUAUGUUUACUGUUGCACAACGGAAAUUACAAUUAAGCACUGCCUAUAACAUUUUUUAUAAAUUUUAAAAUGCAUAUAAAAAUUUUGGAACUGACAGAAUCGCGGCCUGUAUAAUUUCUGACAAUGGCGGUCUGAAUAAAAAAAAGAAAAUUAGUUAUAAUAUAUAAUCUCCCUUUAUCUGAGCUCUAAAUAAAUUCUGAUAAUAAACGUUGAAAAAUAAAACAGGGAAUUGCGAGGUUUCUAAACUAACUUUUAUUUAAACUUAUAAUAUAUUGUAUUUUUGUUAGUUAAUAUCCAAAAACAGUUUCAAAAUAGUAUUUUACUUGGUCCUGACUCGUAAAUGUUUUUUUAAAAUGUAAUGUAUUUAAUAAUAGUAAUAAUAAUA